This is a messenger RNA of Schistocerca gregaria, 978 nucleotides long. RefSeq lists its product as uncharacterized. The record is from RefSeq and is a predicted model, not a curated record. Bases 1 to 978 code for a protein of 325 amino acids. The transcript is spliced from 6 exons. NCBI's taxonomy places the organism in Eukaryota, Metazoa, Arthropoda, Insecta, Orthoptera, Acrididae.
AUGGGUGUGUGUCAGUGUAGUGCUUGUUCCCAAAUAGGUGUGAGUCAGUGUAGUGCUUCCUUUCAAUUAGGAGUGUUUCUGUGUAGUGCUUCUUCCCAAAUAGGUGUGUGUCUGUGUAGUGCUUCUUCCCAAAUAGGUGUGUGUCAGUGUAGUGCAUCUUCCCAAAUAGGUGUGAGUCAGUGUAGUGCUUCUUUUCAAUUAGGAGUGUUUCUGUGUAGUGCUUCUUCCCAAAUAGGUGUGUGUCUGUGUAGUGCUUCUUCCCAAAUAGGUGUGUGUCAGUGUAGUGCUUCUUCCCAAAUAAGUGUGUUUCAGUGUAGUGCUUCUUCCCAAAUAAGUGUGAUUCAGUGUAGUGCUUCUUCCCAAAUAAGUGUGAUUCAGUGUAGUGCUUCUUCGCAGAUAAGUGUGAGUCAGUGUAGUGCUUCUUCCCAAAUAAGUGUGUGUCAGUGUAGUGCUUCUUCCCAAACAGGUGUGUGUCUGUGUAUUGCUUCCUCCCUAAUAGGUGUGUGUCUGUGUAGUGCUUCUUCCCAAAUAGGUGUGUGUCUGUGUAGUGCUUCUUCCCAAAUAGGUGUGUGUCUGUGUAGUGCUUCUUCCCAAAUAGGUGUGUGUCAGUGUAGUGCUUCUUCCCAAAUAGGUGUGUGUCAGUGUAGUGCUUCUUCCCAAAUACGUGUGUGUCAGUGUAGUGCUUCUUCCCAAAUAGGUGUGUGUCAGUGUAGUGCUUCUUCCCAAAUAGGUGUGUGUCAGUGUAGUGCUUCUUCCCAAAUACGUGUGUGUCAGUGUAGUGCUUCUUCCCAAAUAGGUGUGUGUCAGUGUAGUGCUUCUUCCCAAAUAGGUGUGUGUCAGUGUAGUGCAUCUUCCCAAAUAGGUGUGUGUCAGUGUAGUGCUUGUUCCCAAAUAGGUGUGAGUCAGUGUAGUGCUUCCUUUCAAUUAGGAGUGUUUCUGUGUAGUGCUUCUUCCCAAAUAGUGCUACUUCCCAAAUAG